AUGGUAGAAGAUGAAUCAGGCUGGUCUUUGACCGAAUCCGACCCCUUGGUCUUCACCCAACUCCUCCAAGAAAUAGGCGUCCGAGGUCUACAAGUGGACGACCUCUACUCCCUGGACCCUGAGACCUUGGAAAGCCUACAACCGAUCCACGCCUUGAUCUUCCUGUUUAAAUGGGUCGCCCCGACGGAAACUUCUGAUGCGGAGAAGAAGGAAGAGAACGACGAGGCGAGCAAAAAGAUGGGAGGGCAGUUGGUGUCCUUCGAAGAGAGCCAGGAUUGCGGGGUCUAUUUCGCAAAUCAGGUCAUCAACAAUGCUUGUGCUACGAUAGCGACGGUGAAUGCUGUGAUGAACAUCACUCCACAGGAGGCUGCGAACGAUGGCGAGACCAUCGCACACGGUGCCGAGCUUGAUAACCUUGCAUCGUUCGGAGCGGGGAUGGACGCAAUGACUCUCGGUCACAUCCUCGGUCAAUCCGAACUCCUACGGACGACGCACAACUCCUUUUCCAACUCUUCCCCCUUCUCCAUCUCCCGAGACGCGAUUUCUGACAAGGAAAAGGAGGACGCCUACCAUUUCGUCGCCUAUGUCCCCAAGAUGGGAUGUGUUUGGGAACUGGACGGGUUGAAGAGCGGGGCUGUCAGGCAUGGGAGUUGUGAAGAGGGAGAAGGGUGGGUCAAGAAGGCGACGGAGGUUAUACAGGAGAGGAUCGGGACGUAUCCCGCUGGUUCGCUCAUGUUCAACCUCCUGGCCAUCCGAUCAGCCGCGAUCCCUCGCUUGGAACGACUCAUCGCCUCGCCCGAUACCCCGUCAUCCAUCAUACCUCAGCUUCAAGAAAAUCUGCUUCAAGAACAAGAAAAGCUUCACCGGAUGAAGCUGGAGAACGGGCUCAGACGGAGCAAUUUGGUAGGCAUGAUCCUAGAGUGUUUGAAACAGAUGAGCAAGGAGAAGGUCCAGGGGGAUGUGGGAGGGGCGGGGAAAAGCAGGUUGGAAGAGGCGGUAGAGAAGGCGAGGGUGAUCGGGAAGGAGAAACGGGAGAAGAAGAUGAAGGGGAUGGACGUGGACUGA
Messenger RNA from Filobasidium floriforme, 1065 nucleotides. RefSeq names its product putative ubiquitin-specific protease. Gene Ontology annotation, biological process: protein deubiquitination; ubiquitin-dependent protein catabolic process. Gene Ontology annotation, cellular component: cytoplasm. The transcript has 6 exons. Gene Ontology annotation, molecular function: cysteine-type deubiquitinase activity. NCBI's taxonomy places the organism in Eukaryota, Fungi, Basidiomycota, Tremellomycetes, Filobasidiales, Filobasidiaceae. Bases 1 to 1065 code for a protein of 354 amino acids. The record is from RefSeq and is a predicted model, not a curated record.